AUGAAAUAUUUACCAUUCUUUUGAAAUCGCCCCACCAGCAUUGAGGCGCGUUGCACUUUGUGCGAGCGUGUUGUUGUCCAGUCACGCUUGUUCACUCGCAACGCAUUCUUUUUUUAGACCGACACAUUGGCCAUGAAGAACCGCCUUUCCACCAUCUGCGCACUGCAGGUCAUGGCCGCCUAUUUGCUUCCUCUGGCCAGCACUGCCAGGAUCUCCAAAGCAACUUCUUCUUUCUCACCGUUCCAGUCAUACUACAAUGGAAUUCCCAGCAACGAUAAUUCCUAUUUGGUGAGUUAUUUCUAUACGACACCCGUGAUCAUUCAUGCAGAAUACCAGCAGCCAUUAGGGCCGUUCUUUGGAUAUUUCCCAAAUUUGUUGACGUCGCCGUGCAGCCCGUGUCCACUAUGUCCCGCUGCUCCCGACUGUCCCUCAACGCCACCAACGUGCCCUGAAACAACCACUGCAAAUCCAACAACUUCCACAACAACCACAGCAGAGACAACUACAACAACUCCUACAACUACUACCACAACCACCGCUGCUCCCGCCACAUGCCCGACAUGCCCCAGCUGCACGACAUGUCCUGCAACUACUACCCCAACAACUUGCCCAACUACCACCACCACUACCACCGCUGCCCCUCCUACCUGUCCCACCUGUCCCACCUGCCUGACGUGUCCUGAAACUACUACCCCAACAACUUGUCCAACUACUACCACCGCUACCACCGCUGCUCCCCCUACCUGUCCCACCUGCGCCAGUUGCAUAGCAUGUCCUGUGCCACCCCCAUCGCCAAUCGUCACAGCUUGUGACAACGCAUUGAAUGCCUAUGCGUCAGCUGCACCGAACGGGACCAUCUCGGUAAAUCUUCCCACCGCCAAUACGAAUUUUAAUUGCCAGUACAGUUUUGUGGCUUAUCCGCCGACGACUAGAAUUGUAGUGAGAUGCAGCAGUAUCUCUGCCGGCGCCAGAUUCAGGCUUUCUCCGGCAACUCCUCAAACCGCUGGAGUGCUAGGCGUCGACUACACUUCGAUGGGGACCUACUUGAUUAUGACAGCAAAUAACCUUUUAAGCAAUGUAAAUGGAAUACAAUUGAGCUGCACUUGGCAAGCCGUUUGAAAAAUUUGAA
Daphnia pulex (common water flea) is the source of this 1129-nucleotide messenger RNA. RefSeq names its product cell wall protein DAN4-like. The coding region runs from base 133 to 1119 and encodes 328 amino acids. NCBI's taxonomy places the organism in Eukaryota, Metazoa, Arthropoda, Branchiopoda, Diplostraca, Daphniidae. The record is from RefSeq and is a predicted model, not a curated record. The transcript has 5 exons.